AUGAUGCAGGUCUCCAAGCGGAUUCCUUUCGACAACCCUGAUGUGCUCCUCGGCGUCCGUGCUCUGUACAUUGUGUCCAACGUGAUCAUUUUGGGCAUCUACCUCUAUGUGCAGUCCAAGAUCAACAAAAAGAAGGACUUGACCACCCUCAAGUACGUUGAGCCCGCCCCGAUGGGCUCCGGCGAAGAACCGCGUCCCGUGACGACUACCGUCAUGGAGUACGACAAGCAGCAGCUCCGCCAGCUGAUGCGCUCCCAGCUCAUGGGCGUCGGCAUGAUGGCCGUCAUGCACUUGUACUUCAAGUACACCAACCCGCUAUUGAUCCAGUCGAUCCUUCCCGUCAAGAGCGCGCUCGAAUCCAACUUGGUCAAGAUUCAUGUUUUCGGAAAGCCGGCCACUGGCGAUCUUCAGCGCCCCUUCAAGGCUGCUGCUGGUUUCAUGGGAAUGGGGCAGGGCGAGAUCAAGAGCGACAAGGCUUCGAUUGAGAGUGCGGAGAAGAACUGGCGGGGCGGKGUUAAGGAGGAGUAA
Talaromyces amestolkiae is the source of this 528-nucleotide messenger RNA. RefSeq lists its product as uncharacterized. The record is from RefSeq and is a predicted model, not a curated record. NCBI's taxonomy places the organism in Eukaryota, Fungi, Ascomycota, Eurotiomycetes, Eurotiales, Trichocomaceae. The transcript has 2 exons. Gene Ontology annotation, cellular component: endoplasmic reticulum; mitochondrion. Gene Ontology annotation, biological process: protein targeting to ER. Bases 1 to 528 code for a protein of 175 amino acids.